UCUUAGUGGCCAACAACCACUUUGUAAAUGCGUAAUAUCAUUUCCUUAAACAACCCAGAGCAAAAUUGGAUUUCAAUUUCCCAGUGCUUCAUGUUUAAAGGAGAAGUACUGAGACUAUCUCUUACUUUUGCUUCUUUUUAGAACAUUGGAAGGUAAAAAAGUUUUGUGAUCUCCAUGUGUAACAAUGAAGGAUUCAGAUGCUUCAAGCAAACUGUUUCAGGAUCAAAAUAAGAAGUCUUUUAACUUUGUAGAAAUAAAAUGGAAAAACCAUUGGUUUUCUUUUCUCAACUAACUAUGUCAGACUCAAAGGAAAAAAAUUUCUACAAGGUGAUUCACGCAAUAGGGAAAGAAGCAUUAAACAAAGACAUAAAAAACAGAAAUAAAGAAAAGAGAAAUAGACUAAGCCUUCUCCUGCAGAAACCUGAAUUUCAUGAAAAUGUCAACCUUGGUGGUAGUUCUGAAAAUUUGGCCAAAGGGACAAGUGUCUCCCCUGAAGAAGCAGUGAAAUGGAGUGAAUCCUUUGAUAAACUGCUUUCCCAUAAAGAUGGAUUCGAUGCUUUUACCAGGUUCCUUAAAACUGAAUUCAGUGAAGAAAACAUUGAAUUUUGGGCAGCCUGUGAGGAUUUCAAGAAAAGUCAAGAACCUCAUCAACUGUUCCAUAAAGCACAAGCAAUAUAUGAAAAAUUCAUACAGAAUGAUGCUCCACAGGAGGUUAACCUUGACUUCCAUACAAAAGAAACAAUUUUUAAGAGCAUCUCCCAACCCACCAUCCACAGUUUUGAUGCUGCUCAAAGUAGAGUUUAUCGACUUAUGGAGCAAGACAGUUAUACACGCUUUCUGAGAUCAGACAUCUACUUGGACUUAAUAAAUGGAAGACCCCUGAGAACAACUAACCUUCGAAGGCGAUCACGCUCCUUUACCUUCAAUGAAUUCCCAGCUGAAAAAUCAGAUAUUGCCAUUUGGCUGUAAAAAGAAUCUUAAUUUUACUCAUGUAUCAAGUCAAGCUAUUAAAAUUGACUCUUACAAUAUUAACUAUUAAUAUUAAUAAAUUUAAUAAAAAGUAAUUAGUCAUAUGGAUGAAUUCAAAAGCAUAAUUUGGAAUACUUUUCACAGCAAAGGGGUAUAAUAUAGUAAGUAUUUUCUUCAUAAAUAUAUAAUCUAUUAAAAAAUCCUUUCUUUUAAUAUAUAAUUUUCAAAAGACAAUUAUUCUUAAUAUAUAUGUGAAGUGUGAUAAUUAUACAUUCAGUAAGACUAAGAGCACAAGAUUUGCAAAAAAAAUUAACAAUGGUUUGUAAAAUGUAUAUUUAUUCAUAUAUACAUAUAUUCUACAUUUUUAUAUCAAAUGUUAAAAAAUGAUAAUGUUUGGAGAAGCAAGUUGAAAUGGAAGAGAGGCUUUGAGUAAAUAAAACCUGCAUUUAGUUCCUGUCUGAAUAAGUAUAGGGAAAGGGAAUAGAGGAUGGACCUGUGAUUUCACUGAUGAAAGGAAUUCUGGGAUGCAUAAAUUGCCUUUAAAUUGCAUGUUUGGUUAUUCUUUGCAAUUUAUAAUCUUAGAGCUGACCUAUGGGUAGCAUUUUAAAAAAACAAUAUAAUAAUUAUAAUCUAUAUUUCCUUAAAUAAAGCAUAAAGAUGUUUUAUUUAGAAAUAUUUAAUUUUCAAUGUGCCUUGUGUUAUGCCAUACAAUUAGCUUUCACAGCUUCAUGUAUUUUAAAUGCAAAGAAAAAUUAAGGAAUUUAUGCUAUAAUUUUUUCAUCUUUAUUUCUUUUUCAGCUUUAACUUAUUAUAUGCUAGAACUAAUUACUGUUCAUGCACUAUCAAUUGCACACACAUACACACAUAUAUGUGUAUGUGUAUAAUUAUUGUUAUUACAAAUAUAGAACAUACUGAGUUUUUCCAUCACUGAUUUGAAUAGUAAGUCAACUCUCUUAGACUCUUUAGAAAAAUUGUACCAUUUAUCUUUUUGCCUUUCCAACAUCUCUUUGAAAAGACAAGUUUUACGAUUUUACUUUUCUCUUUUACUGAUCUUUCCAUUUGUAAGCCUUAGUUACUGCUCUUUAUUCACCUAGUAGAAACUUGAUGAUGGCCAUUUAUACCUUCAUCUAUAUGUCAUGGAUCAAGAUGAAUAAUGUUUCCCAAAUCUUAGUCAUAUUAUGUGACAAAAGCCUUCAGAUUCUACCACCUCUUCACUCUUCAUCAAUAAACACUAUCUGAGUCACCAAGUGUACUUGGCAACAUACUAGAUAUGUUGGAGUUUUUGUUAAAUCUACCUUUGCUUUAAUGGACUUGUUCAAAUGGGUAGAAGAAACAGAUACUAAAAUGAGCAAAAUGUACAGAUUAAAUAAAAGUCUAGAAGAUUAAUUCAAAAUGUAUGGAUGUCCUAGACACAUAACAUUUUCUGAUGACAACUUCAUUUUUUUUCUUUAUUAAGUCCAGUGCCUACAAUAGGUGUUUAUUCAUGUUGAAUUAAAUCAAAUAACACAAACCAUGAUCUCACUUUUUGAAAAAAAAAUGGAUAUCUAUAUAUGAAUGCAUACAUUUAUAUAUAUAAGUACAGACAGAAAUUAGAUUUUCUAUGAAUUUAAAUGUGUUUUUAUCAUCUUCCAUAAUAUCUGAGUGCAGGGAGUGAUUAUCAGUAGUCAAGUAGGUGAAACAAUGGGUCCAGAGCUAAGAAGAGCUAAAGUCAAUUCUGCAAUCAAACAUUAGUUGUAUGAUUCUGAGCAAGUCACUUAACCAAUUUUUGCCUCAUUUUCCUGAAGUAUACAAAAAAGUAUCAUAAAGCACCAAAUUUCUAGAGUAAAGAGGAACAAAAGAGAUAUUUCUUUAAGUUUUUAGCAUAAUGCCAGGCACAGUGUAGGCGUUUAAUAUAUAUUUAUUACUUUCCCUCUUCUCUAAGUCCUAAAGAACUGUGUGUCUCUGAUUGAUAUUAUAGUUGCAGAAAAAGGAGGUCCACUUGAGAAUAGUUUUGCGUGGGAUAUGUGUCAUAGAUAUUACUCACUAAGAAGAUGAAAUGCAAGUAGUCAUUCAUGAAGCUGGCUUGAUUUUUUUAAAGAAAAAAAAAAAAAAA
Sarcophilus harrisii (Tasmanian devil) is the source of this 3061-nucleotide messenger RNA. It is a transcript of the gene RGS18, whose product is annotated as regulator of G protein signaling 18. The record is from RefSeq and is a predicted model, not a curated record. The transcript has 5 exons. Bases 259 to 969 code for a protein of 236 amino acids. NCBI's taxonomy places the organism in Eukaryota, Metazoa, Chordata, Mammalia, Dasyuromorphia, Dasyuridae.